Molecule: messenger RNA, 4244 nt
Organism: Chilo suppressalis (striped riceborer)
Lineage: Eukaryota; Metazoa; Arthropoda; Insecta; Lepidoptera; Crambidae
Source: the annotation of a GenBank genome assembly
AAAAAACAAAAAACACGUGUUGUGAUGAUUUAUGACAGUUAAAUUACAGUGCUUCGAUAAUUCACUACAUUUUACAAAUAAAAAAUUGAAAUAAAUGGUUUUAUCAAGUAAAUACAAACAUAUUUACAAAGAUGAAGAUAGAUCCUAAAAAAGUAGCAAAGUGCCCUUCACUCGCUUACACAAGUAAUCGAGAUUAUAGACAACCUCCGAAAAGUUUUAACCCGUAUUUACAAUGCCUUGGAGCCCCUCACAUAGAUUCGUUCAACUACAUGCUACAAGACGGCUUAAAAGCAGCAAUUGCAGACCUGAAACCAGUAGAUUUUGUGGCUGUGUCUGGAGAACGUGUGAAAAUUGUUGUAGAUGAAGCGGCAUUCUCGAAGCCCAGUGUUCCCAUAGAUGCUGUAGGUGUUAAAAACAUGAAAGUAUUUCCAACGGAAUGCAGACAGAGGGCAGUUACUUAUAAAGGUGAUUUCAGAGUUCGAUUGUCUAUAACUAUUGAUGGAAGGACUAUAACAGCAGAUAGAUCACUUGGAUUAUUACCUAUUAUGUUAAAGUCAAAAAUGUGUCACCUGGCUGACAUGACUCCUGAAGAGUUGGUUCAGCACAACGAACAUGCAGACGAGUGGGGUGGAUACUUUAUUGUUAAGGGCCAUGAGCGUCUGGCACGUAUGCUAUUGGUUACCAGACGUAAUUACCCAGUAGCAAUCAAAAGACCUUCUUGGAAGAUGAGGGGUAAUCUGUUCUCAGAUUAUGGUGUUCUUGUUCGGUGUGUGACAGCUGACCAGACAGCCACUAACAACGUGCUCCACUUCCUUCAAAACGGCACUUGUAAGUUGAUGUUCUCGCAUCGCCGCAUGAUGUACUACGCUCCGUUGGUUCUGAUCCUGAAGUGCUUGAUGGAUGCACCUGACCACUACAUAUACAGGCUCCUGCUACACGGAAAGAAGGACGACUUAUACUACGUCAAUUGCAUACAAAACAUGCUUCGCGAGCUGCACGAAGAGGGCUUGCAUUCGUCAGAAGACUGCCGUCUCUACUUGGGUCGUAUGUUCCGACCACGACUCUACGAACUACCGUCAGACGCCACAGACGAAGACGCAGCCAAUUUCCUUCUGAACAGAUCUCUGAUGAUACACUUGGACAAUAAUAGGGAUAAGUUCCACGCGCUAGUGUUUAUGACGCAGAAGCUGUGCGACUUAGUGCAGAACAAGUGCAAGGUAGAAGGGGCUGAUGCAGUGAUGGUCCAAGAGUUGCUCCUCGGGGGACACCUGUACCUUCAAGUUCUGAAGGAAAGGCUGCAGACCAUGAUGGUAAUGAUGCGAGUUUUGAUCAACAAGCGGUGCAAAGGGUCGGCCAAACUCAAUAUGUCUGCUAGCGACAUUCAGGCUAUGAUGCGCUCGGCGGGAAAUCUAGAAGGCAAGAUGGAUACGUUCCUUGCUACGGGCAACGCGCCAUCGAACAACGUGACUCUUACUCAGUACAAGGGAUUGACUAUAGUCGCUGAAAAUAUUAACCGGAUGCGUUACAUGUCGCAUUUCAAGUCUAUCCACCGAGGCUCCUUCUUUAUGGAGAUGCGUACUACUGAAGCAAGACAGUUGUUGCCCGACGCUUGGGGGUUCAUUUGUCCCGUACACACGCCAGACGGCGCGCCCUGCGGCCUGCUCAACCAUCUCACGAUGGCCGCGCAGGUUACACAACGUCCAGAAGCGCAGCAGCUGGCAAAUCUGCCGUUUGUGCUUGAAAAAUGCGGCAUGAACCCCAUAAGUACAGUGAGUGAUACGCCGCUAUCAAGCGACGUAUACAAAUAUCCAGUGUUUGUGGAUGGUAGACUGGCCGGCUAUUUGCCUGAAGAGGAUGCUGACAAGGCUAUCCAUCACCUUCGCGUGCUCAAAGUACGUGGUGAAGUGCCUGUGCAUACGGAAAUCGUGCUUAUACCUAAGAAACAGGUAUGCUCGCAGUACCCAGGCGUGUUUCUGUUCACGACCGAGGCGCGUAUGAUGCGACCUGUAAUCAACCUUGCCACCGGGCAACUAGAACUAAUAGGGACAAUGGAGCAACUUUACCUAGACAUCGCCGUCUGCCAAUCAGAGAUCAUUAAAGGUAAAAGUACACAUUUGGAGCUGUCGAAGUCAGCAUUCAUGAGUAACUUGGCUCAAUUGGUGCCGAUGCCUGACUGCAACCAAUCGCCACGUAACAUGUACCAGUGUCAAAUGGGUAAACAAACCAUGGGCACGCCCAUACACACGUGGGCCACAAACGCUGAAACUAAACUGUACAGACUCCAGACGCCGGCCACUCCACUGUUUAGGCCUACGCACUACGACAACAUAGGCCUGGACGACUACCCAUGCGGCACGAAUGCGAUUGUCGCCGUUAUAUCCUAUACGGGCUACGAUAUGGAAGACGCUAUGAUCAUAAACAAAUCCGCGUACGAGCGCGGUUUCGCCGCCGGCUCCGUGUACAAAUCGGAAUUUGUGGACUUGAAACACAACACGUCAUUCUUCCAGCGGGACCCGAACAUACCGGAACUCGUGGCCUAUAUGGACGCGGACGGAUUACCGCCAGUGGGCGCUAGAGUGCAACCCGAAGACCCAUUCUAUUGUUUCUUCGACGGCGAGAAGAGUCAAUACUCAGUGUCCCGGUACCACGGCAAGGAAGAAGUGUUCGUGGACAGCGUGCGACUCUGCGGGGACUUCAGCUUCAAGACGCCCACCAAGGCGUGCAUCAUGCUGCGACUGCUGCGGUACCCAACAGUGGGCGACAAGUUUGCGUCCCGGGCCGGCCAGAAGGGCAUCUGUUCCCAACGCUGGGCAGCCGAAGAUCUCCCGUUCACAGAGUCUGGGCUUAUACCGGAUAUAUUGUUCAACCCGCACGGCUUUCCGUCUCGGAUGACCAUAGCCAUGAUGAUCGAGUGCAUGGCCGGGAAGGCUGCUAGUUUACAUGGACACGUGCACGACGCAUCUCCGUUCCGUUUCAACGAGAAAGACACGGCCAUAAACUAUUUUGGGCGGUUACUAGAAGCAGGCGGGUACAAUUACUACGGCACAGAGAGAAUGUACAGCGGCGUGGACGGUAGAGAGAUGACCGCGGACAUAUUCUACGGCGUAAUACACUAUCAGCGGCUUAGGCAUAUGGUCUCCGAUAAGUGGCAGGUGCGAACUACAGGCGUAGUGGACGCUUUAACUCGUCAACCGGUGAAAGGUCGUCGACGCGGUGGUGGUGUAAGAUUAGGCGAGAUGGAAAGAGACGCACUGCUGUCUCACGGCGCCGCCUUCAUACUGCAGGAUCGGCUAUUCCACUGCUCCGACAAGUGCGAGGCUGUUAUAUGUUCAAAAUGCGGGACAUUACUGGGCCCAAUCAUCGGGCGCACUGGCGACAAGAAGUCGACGGACACUUGCCGCCUGUGCGGCGACGGCGAGUUGGUCACCAUCGCCAUACCUUACAUCUUCAAGUUCUUCGUCACACAACUGGCAGCGGUCAAUAUCAACGUCAAGAUAAACUCCCUCGCUAUCAACAGCAGCUGCUAGGAAACAUACCUAUCCUAUGUAGGCUGUUUUAUGUGCAAAAUGCGGGACAUUACUGGGCCCAAUCAUCGGGCGCACUGGCAACUACAAGUCUACGGACACUUGCCGCCUGUGCGGCGACGGUGAGUUGGUCACCAUCGCUAUACCUUACAUCUUCAAAUUCUUCGUCACACAACUGGCAGCGGUCAAUAUCAACGUCAAGAUAAACUCCCUUACUAUCAAGCAGCAGCUGCUAGGAAAUAUACCUAUCCUAUUAAGAAUUAGUUUAAGAUAAAAAUUGAGAGGCAUGAACGCCACUCAUCGCCAUACCUUACUAACGUAAUCAAGUACUUCAUCAUACAAAAACCUUUCUAUCAACAGCUUCUAGGCCGUCAACCUAUCCUAUUAUGAGAUUUAUUUACUUACUAUAAGAGAGAGAGAGAGAGAGAUGAAAAAAGAGAUGUUUUUUUACCAACCAAUAGGAUUUAAUCAUUAGUACAUCUCCACUCUGCUUAGCUGCUGCAAUGAAUACAAUUGAAUUAAUGUAUGGUAAGAAUUCCUAAUAGAUAUAUUGAAAUAUAAAUAAGUCUUAGCAAUAUGUUAAUGAUCGGUAAAAAAAAUGUGUUUUGUAUCCAUUAAAAAAUUAAAGCAUACAAUAUUUUCUUAUAAAAUUAAAAGCUUAUUACAGAAGACUUUCGUGUUCAUUUAUCUCGUCUAACCUUAUGAUAUAAGGAAGUAAAC